Molecule: messenger RNA, 2649 nt
Organism: Symbiodinium sp. CCMP2456
Lineage: Eukaryota; Dinophyceae; Suessiales; Symbiodiniaceae
Source: the annotation of a GenBank genome assembly
AUGGCCGCAAAGAUGUUAGAGGCGGGUGUUCCCAAUGCGCGAGGUUGCGCUGCUCUAUUGGACAAGAUAGGGCAUGACUGUGGAAACCUCAAGGUACCGCGCGCCAAGGACGGUUGUGGUAUUUUGCUGGGCGCCUAUGUCCAUGGAGGUGCAUUUGGGGUGACUUCAUUGGGCAAAGAACUAAAGUGGACCACCAUGUACUUCAACAAGUUUCUCAGCAAGAAGCUCAAGCAGACAUUCCGAGCACAGGAUGGUGGUGAGUUCACAUGGGCGACGUUGGCGUUGCAACAUGCCUCUGAAGUCCCGAUGCAUAGAGAUGUGCAUAAUCAACGGGGAAGUAAGAACUAUGUCAUUGAGAUCAAGUGUGAUGAGUAUGCUGGACUAUGGGUACAAGAUGAUCAUGACGAUCGGGGGGUUCAAGGUGGAACUCAGGCGGUGGAUCAUCAGUGGCAAGCGGAAGAUGGGACCAUUCACAAUGGUUGUUUGGUGGAUAUCAAGAAGAAACCCGCUGCUUUCAGUCCCAGGUUGACUCAUGGUUACAUCAAGGAUACUGGAGCGAGAUGGUUUUUGUCAGCCUACACCCCUCAUGGUGUCCAUCGGCUGUCUGAGGCCGAUAAGACAUAUCUGGAAGGCUGUGGUUUUCCUCUACCUGAACCACAAGUACGAGCUGAAGAAGCGGUGCUGGAAACCAUACCGGCGCUAAAGGCAACCUCCUUUCCGCAGGAUUAUAAGUUGGAUGGAGUCCGCUUUCCCCCUGACGAUGUGGAGGAUUUGAAUAUUGCUCGUGAUGAUGAUGAAGCUUGUGGGGAUUGGGGUAUCUACGUUGAGGAGGAGGUACAAGGGGCUGGUGAUGGUAACAUGCUUCGGAAGAUUUGUGACUCUGAUGGCCCUGGGAAUGAGGCAGAGUUGUUGUGGAGGACCUCUCAGUCAAUCCUUGGAUUAAACACGGAUGCCACGUACCAGGAGGAUUUGGCAGCAUGUGCUGAGGAAUGGGUUGGGGAAGAUGGAUGUUUGAAUCCGAGGGUUGCAAAGUUGGAGCCCGAGUAUACCCCCAACAUUGAGGAGGUGAUCAAGGAACUCAUCGAUAAUGACACCCCUCUCCGGCACACUCAUAACGUGAGUCCUCAAGAAGUACGGCAAGUGCUACCCAAGUGGAAGGCCUCGAUCGAGAAAGAGCUUGGAGUUGUUGAAAAGGGUUUCAGACGGUCUACUGUCAAGGAGAUUCGCGAGUUGAAGGCCACCCGCAAGGUUCAAGAGCUACCAGCAAAGGUGUAUACUGUGAAACCACCGGCCAAUGACGGCACCAUCACCGGGGAGGCCAAGUAUUGCAAGCGCAAAGCGGACAUCUUCGCCUCCGGUGCGGCGGCCGAAAGCUUGACGUUCUCAGCGUGGUCGCGAUGGUUUACUGGACUUCUGGACAUCGCAGGAGCCUUCAUGUUGACUCCUCUUCCGCAAGGACCUGAUGAAGUUGUCUACGCGGUUCAGCCCCCGGCUGUGUUGGUGAAGUUGGGCUUAGCAUCAGAGGACGAGCGAUGGAUCCUCACCCAUGGAAUGUAUGGGCUUCGUCAAAGCCCUCGGCUUUGGUCUGAGUUUCGUGACCAAACCAUUAAGGAGAUGAGGUUUAUGGCUGAGGAUGCAGAGUGGAUGCUGAAGCAAGGGGAUGCGGAGCCGAACCUAUGGUUUUUGGGGUGUGAGAUCCUCACGACCGAGGCGCCAAGACACCUGGUCACAUUUGAGGCUGAGCCGGAUGAGCCAAAAGGUGAUGAGCAAGAGAUCAAGCUUGCUCAGCGUCUAUGUGGUGAGUUGUUAUGGCUGGCGCAGCGGACGCGUCCAGAUGUGAGUUUCACGGUGAAUGCAAUGGGUGCUUUGAUUAGUCGGGCUGCUCCGCGCUGCAUUGCUAUUGGGGUGCGACUCCUAUCCUACCUGCAGCACACUCAAGAGUAUGCCUUGACCAUAGCACCAACUUCAGAUGGCUUGAUCACCUUUACGGACAGCUCCUAUGCCCCGGAGGGGAAGAGGUCUCACUCCGGGAUCUUGGUGACCUGGAGAGGGGCUCCUUUAUCAUGGAGGGCAACAAGGACCCCCUAUGUAUGCCUGUCAACGGCAGAAAGUGAACUUACCGCUGCAAUAGAGGGUCUAAAGAUGACGAUGUCUUUGGGUGCGGUCUUGGAGGAGCUGGUGGGUGUUGACUUACCGAUCCAGUUAGCGGUCGACAAUCAGUCCGCCAUUGCAAUCGCCAAGCCGACUGGCUCGACUUCGUGGCGUACGAGGCACUUACGAGUACGGUCUGCGUUCAUCCGGGAACAAGUGCAGAACAACAAGGUCCAGAUAAGGUAUGUCAAAGGCCAGCAGCAGCUAGCCGACCUUCUUACCAAAUCAUUCCCACGUCAAAGGCUUGAGGAAUUGGUUGUGAUGUGGGGAAUUGGACGCUUGACCGAGGGAGCAAAGACUACGAUGCUAAGGGCUAUGAUCCUCUGCACGAUGAUCCAGUCAGCUCGCGCCCAGGAACCUUUGGCGCUGGACACUAUGUCUAUCGAGCUCUACGCGUUCAAGGUCAACCAGGAGGAUUCGCAGGCCUCCUUCCCCUAUGUCAACUUCGAAGACACCGGCUAUGUCACCAGCCAGAGCAACGCCCCGGACUACAUCUAA